Aspergillus bombycis is the source of this 864-nucleotide messenger RNA. RefSeq names its product thioesterase family protein. The record is from RefSeq and is a predicted model, not a curated record. Lineage: Eukaryota; Fungi; Ascomycota; Eurotiomycetes; Eurotiales; Aspergillaceae. The transcript has 2 exons. Bases 1 to 864 code for a protein of 287 amino acids.
AUGUCUGUCUACUCCUUCCUCCCCGCGUUGGGCGGUAUUCUGCUGUUCUUUUUCGUCUAUGACCCCAAAGCUAUUCCUGGAUUAUGGCAUGCUCGAAUUAUUGCAAUCCUCGUGAACCAUAUUGUCUGGAAACGCAAUCAACCCUCCUCAGGCGACGGCCCUUCCGCCCUCUUUCGUCCCCUCCGGACCCGAUCCUAUUGCUCUCUGGCAGAAGUCGACUUCAAUCUGCACAAGUCUAACAGCACAUUCUACGCCGAUCUGGACAUCAGCCGCAUCGAACUACUACUACUGCUCUGCAAGGACGUUAUUACCCCCUUAUCUGCACCACCGAGAAGGGCUCGCAGCGGAAAUGCCCAGAAAGUUGGGGGGAAACAAACCAGAUCCUUAAAACAUCUCACUCCUGUGCUCGGCGGCGUGUCGUGUAUCUUCCGAAGAGAGAUCAAGCCCUGGCAGCGAUAUGAUGUCGAGUCACGAGUCCUGUGUUGGGAUGACAAAUGGCUAUACAUUGUUAGCCAUUUCCUGAAACCCGGUAGCCACCAUGAAAAUGGGACGGCGGGCUCGGAGGAAGGUGUGCUUGCGUCGGCUAUCUCGAAGUAUGUUUUCAAAAAGGGCCGGCAGACGGUAGCACCAGCCGAAGUUCUCCAGUUUCUGGAACUUUUGGAACACGGUGAUAACGCUGAUGCUGAUGCUGAUGUCAAUGCCAAUGCUGACGCUUACGCUGAUGCUAGCAUUGAAGGGUCGGGCUUGGGGCUGAAGAUGAGAGGCCAAGAAGAUCAGCAGGAGCACCUGGAAGGUAAACAAAAACGUGGCCUAGCACUAGCAGCGCACAUGGCCGGAUUAGAUGGUCUUCAUCGCGUGGCAUAA